GCAGCUGGGCUCAUAAAGGAUAGCGAAUAUCAACAAUAAUUUAGUUGCGAUUUUUUUUUUCGUAAUACAAAUAGUUAACUCUAAAUGUUUCCCAGAUGCAUAAGGUAAUCAUAGGAAAAAAGCGUCUUAAGAGAUUGGUUUCUCUUCCUACAACGGGCACCCGAAAAUGGCGAUCGAAAGACUCCCGAGAAGGUCCGACGGGCUCGGGAUUUGGAAAACCAAGUGUUUAUCAUGCCACAGUAGUAAUCUUCUUGGAAUUUUUUGCCUGGGGUCUACUCACUUCUCCAAUGUUAACAGUCUUACACAGCACAUUCCAAGAACACACUUUUCUGAUGAAUGGAUUGAUUCAGGGAGUUAAGGGAAUCUUGUCCUUUCUCUGCGCUCCACUGAUUGGUGCCCUUUCCGAUGUUUGGGGACGUAAAUCCUUUCUACUUGUUACUGUUUUCUUUACUUGCAUUCCUAUCCCUCUUCUACAAUUUAACCCAUGGUGGUUUUUUGCUAUGAUCUCAGUUUCUGGAAUGUUUGCAGUAACCUUUUCAAUAGCGUUUGCCUAUGUAGCUGAUUGUACUGAAGAAAGUGAUAGAAGCACAGCAUACGGACUGGUUUCUGCUACAUUUGCGGCCAGUCUCAUUAUAAGUCCAGCACUUGGAGCUUAUUUAAGCAGAAUGUAUGACGGCAGAGCUGUUGUGGCGCUUGCUACAUUUGUGGCGGCUUCAGAUCUGCUGUUCAUCUUAGUUGCUGUUCCCGAAUCUCUUCCUGAACGGGUGAGGCCGGCAUCUUGGGGAGCCCCGAUCUCUUGGGAACAGGCUGAUCCUUUUGCCUCUUUACGCAAAGUUGGUCAGGAUCCCAUAGUCCUGUUGAUGUGUAUUACAGUGUUCCUGUCAUAUUUGCCUGAAGCAGGCCAGUAUUCCUGUAUGUUUCUGUAUCUCAAGCAAGUUAUCAAAUUUUCUUCAGACGAUGUGGCGACAUUUAUAGCAGUAUUAGGUGUUUUAUCGGUUAUUUCUCAGACUGUAGUCCUUACGUGUCUCAAGAAAACUAUAGGACUGAAGAAUUGCGUUCUAAUUGGUUUAAUAUUUGAAAUCCUUCAGUUAUCUUGGUAUGGUCUCGGAACUCAGUUUUGGAUGAUGUGGGCGGCUGGAUCUUUAGCGUCGAUAUCGAUGAUAACAUAUCCAUCCAUGAGUGCCCUAGUGUCCUGUAAUGCUGAGGCUGAUCAGCAAGGCGUAGUUCAAGGUAUGAUAACAGGAAUUAGAGGUUUGUGUAAUGGCAUUGGACCUGCUCUCUUUGGAUUAGUGUUUUACGUGUUUCACGUGGAUUUAGAAGAAGAGGAAGGUCCAACUAUUGAUAUCACUGUAGCAAGUAAUCAAACCAGUAUGGAGGAUCCAUAUGGCAAGACAAUCGUAUCUGGAGCACCGUUUCUGUUCGGCGCUGGCUCUGUUAUUCUUUCUCUUCUAUUGGCGUUCUUCCUUCCUGAUAACAGUGCUAAUUUCCAGCUUAGUGGACGUUCUCCAACCAGGAGAAACAGUGAAUUCAGUUUCCAAAGUGAGUGCGAGGGUAGUGGCUCUGAGUUAAGGGACAUGAACACGUCUUCUGAUAAAGCACCUCUUCUCUGCGACACCAAGCCACUUUAAGACCUCGGCGGUCUUUUAAGUACAAACAAGUAUGCAGCGAAAAGAUUGAUUCUAAUUUGAUAUUCAAGCUUAUUUUGGAGUUCUUUUUGGAAGGCUCACUGAAUGAACCCAAGCUGAUCAAGGCCCCUCGACGAAAAGAAAAGCAAGCACGUAACACACGCUGCAUGUUUUGACAGCAGAAUGUUAGAAACUCUGUGAAGCAAUAUGGAGUAUAAGAUCUGAACUGAUAAUAAUUUGCUUUGAAUUUUGCCCAAAGGUGCUUUGAACGAAUUAUUAUAAAUGCCCUGACAAAGAGGAGAAUGUCGUUGAAGUCUAGAGAAACUGGGCCUGUUAUAAUUGUGUCGAGGAUCCACUUUGAGGGGCUUCAUUGGGGCCCAUUGGGCCCAUUAAUCGCAAUCCGUAUUAUUCGCUUCAACCCUUUAUCUGUCUCGUUACUUUUUCGUUUAACAAAGCCUCCUAGACAUUUUCCUUCUUUUUCUUUUAAAGGAGUGCAUUUUGAAUCAGUUUAUUGAAACCAAAACCAAAUUAAUCUUCACAACAAAUCCGAAUCAAGAAAAAUAUCGUAAGGAACCGUCGAGAAGACAAGUGAAAACAAGCAAAUUUAUUGGUCGAGAAAGAAGCCUGACUUCUCUGGUCUAGUCACGUGCCACACAGCGGUCUGACGUCUGCGCAUGUUCAAACUAAAGUACGUGUUUCACUUAGUUACGAAUUGUCUUAGUGGAGUAACAAACAACCGCAUUUUAGGUAAAAUUCAAGCAAAAUGUUAAAUCAGCAAUACCUGUAAUCUAAUAAGCCUCGGGUUCGAAAAGUCUUGAGUUUUCCUUUUUCCAAUUUUUGUUUACUUUUGCAAGUUGCUAUCAACGUUCCUUUUUUUCUGUGCAUAUUUUUCCUGACAGCAGUCGUUUUAUAUGUUUUCUUUAAAAUUGUGUGCGGGAAAUUAACGCGCGGUAGACCAAAAUUGAACCACUUGCGCAUGCUUGAAGUUUGACCGCUGUGUUGUCACAUGCAGUAAGGUCGCAAAAUCAAGGCAAUCCCGGAUUCCUUUAGACGCUCAAAAAGUCACUCUAAACUCUCAAAGUGGUUAGAAACAUAACGCAAGUCUGCUGAGCGUUGUUGGCUAUUUUAUUUUAUUUUGUUUAUAAUAGCUAUUAUCGUUGACAUAAUGGUUAUUCGUUGAUGUUACUUCUGUUUCACCAUUCUCAUUUUAAUACCUCGACGUGAAUCAUGACACGAAAAACGAUUUAUCUAACAGGAGUUUCGAAUAGCAAACAUUUCCUCAAUUGCGUUUUUACGUUGUGGUUAAAGUCUAAAAGACCCACGAAGCAAAAGAUUGAAAGGAAACUGAUUUCCAUCGUAAUCUUAGGCGCAAGUGAGCUUUUGAUAUCAUGAAAGCCGAAGUUGCGAAGGGCGCAAAUUUAUCGUGAAACGAGUUAUGUACAAAAAGAAAUUAUUCUAAAAAAGAUAUCCCAACGAAUUGGAAUCAUUCAAUGUACAAUUCUAUUGUUGUUUGAUUUUUAUUGUUACCGAAAUGUUCAUCCACUAAAUAAAAAAAAUAUUUUCAACUGUA
Molecule: messenger RNA, 3195 nt
Organism: Stylophora pistillata
Lineage: Eukaryota; Metazoa; Cnidaria; Anthozoa; Scleractinia; Pocilloporidae
Product: solute carrier family 71 member 1
Biological process (GO): transmembrane transport
Cellular component (GO): membrane
Molecular function (GO): transmembrane transporter activity
Source: RefSeq, a predicted model, not a curated record